GAACGGUACUAAGAAAAUAGAAUUUUUAUUGGAGGGCGUUGAUGCCAAAACAGAAUCUUAUCUGUAAAGAUAAACUAAUUAUCUCUAUUGACUCACCUCAUUUUAUACGUAGCAGGUGAAAAUACACCAUUGUAGUGAAAAUUAUUAUUAGUUCGAUUUAUAAUAAGUUCGAUUUUUUACGAAAAUGACAAGUAUCGAGACUGUGGGGACCAUUGUCCUGAAAUUGCUGAAGUUGGUGAUCAAUUUGAUAUGUCUCAUCUUGUACCGAACCGGAUAUCAAGGCUACUUCUUGGGAGUAGGAGGAACCUGGAAUCUAAACGAAGAAAAAAAUCCCGAUGCAGAAAUUGUGGCUUCCGGCGUAUUCGUAGGAUUUAUGAUUUACACAUUCGUCUCGCUGAUCAGCCUUUGCUUCGCUAGUGGAGAUCACAAAACGACAUUCACUGAUAUUCUGAUGAAUAUAGUAGGGAUUUUUAUGUGGAUAGCUGUUGGAGCUACAGCUCUUCAUUAUUGGCUUGGGUACUUGUCCGAAUACAAAUACACGACAAUAGAUUCUGAACGACAAGUUGGUUUGGCGUUAGGAGCGAUGUGUAUAAUAAAUGGAGCGGUCUAUCUUGUAGACGGAGUACUUUCCGCAAUCUUUAUCCUCAAAGCCAAAAUGCAAUAACUUUCAUCGUAAUAUAAAUAUAUUUAUUUAGGUUAUAUACUUUACUUUAAGCAGCUCAAGUAUACCGUGACAUCCCACUCAUACAUCAAUGUCUAUAAUUGUUUCAUGACAAAUCAUUUAAUAGUAUUUUAAAGCAUUCAUUCGUUCAACACCUUUUUUACAUUUUUCAAGUAUUAUAUCAAUCUUUUUAAAGAAUUGUUUGGCUAUUAACCGGAUUCAAUCCAUAUAGUUCCGUAAAAUAAUUAUGCGUUUUAAUAAUUAAUGUAAUUAAAAAUAGUUAGUAUAUUUUUGAAAUAAAACAACUGCCGCAACAAAUUAGGGAGAAUACUUUUGUCUCCUGUAGUUUUAUCUGUUAUCCAAAGUUCGAUUAAAUUGUUUCAAUUUAAUGUAUUUUUCCAUAUAACGCACCAAAUAGUCUUAAAAAAAUAGUGCCUGUUACUACCUAAUACUUUCUACGUAUGCCUUAUGGUUAGUAGUGGCUCCAAUAGGUGCAUUUUACAUUUUUCAUGAAAAUUCAAUUCACAUUAUUUUCCUCCCGUUCUCUUCAUAUUAUAUUUAUUUAUUCUUUAAUAUAGUUUUGGGCGUGAAGCCCAGUAAAUACCUAUAUGAAGUAUAUUGAUGGAACUGCCAUGCUUGAUGGGUUUUGUCUGCAAUUAAAAUAAAACCAAAACAAACAUUUGUACAGUAUUGUAAAAUUCACAAUAUUUAGGUAGAUGUUUAAAAUUUAAUAUUUUUUAAGAGUUUGCAUUUAUGUUAAUCGUAGUUAAGUUUUUAUAAAAAUUUAGUAGUUGUGAGAAAUAAAAUAAGUAAAAGAG
Messenger RNA from Diabrotica virgifera virgifera (western corn rootworm), 1479 nucleotides. RefSeq names its product protein snakeskin (gene Ssk). The record is from RefSeq and is a predicted model, not a curated record. The coding region runs from base 185 to 664 and encodes 159 amino acids. Gene Ontology annotation, biological process: septate junction assembly. The transcript has 4 exons. Lineage: Eukaryota; Metazoa; Arthropoda; Insecta; Coleoptera; Chrysomelidae.